UUGGAGAGGUACAGGCAGGAGUUGAGAACAGCAGUAGUCUGAUAAUAACUUGAAUGAGUGCUAGUGGGAGCAUGCAAUGAUACUGCUCUCGCUAUGCUCGGGACUGAAUCAAUACCUGUAAGAUCCACGGGGCUGUGUUCCUACAGAGAUACUUAAAGGUCAGUGAUCUUGGUUUUAGUGGACUGUUAUGAAAAUUUCUCGGAAGCAAAAACAAUCUGACCUGCUUAAAGGACCUUAUCCAAAAUGCAGAGGUGAAACCCAAGCUACAAUACAUUGUCUCCAAUCCUUCCUUUUCUAUGGUAACAGUUCCAAGUGAAGAUAGUGGAAUAACUUGGGAAACCAGCUCAAGCAGAUGUUCUGCUCCCUGGGCCUCUGAAGCUAGUACUACUUCUUAUCUUUAUAGUCUGGAACGUUCAUCUGUAGAUUCUCCUCCUGGGAAAGUUAUCUUUAUCAUGGAUGAAGGUAAGACUGUCCAGAAAAAGAUAUGUAGAUCAUCCGAUAGGACACUGUUGCGUUCAAACCUGAAGGAAGGCCAGGGUAGUAAAAAGCAUGACUUCUCUGGAAUGCAAGACUUAAGUGUUACCCCAGUAAAUGAUACAGAGUUAAGUGGUGCUGAACCAGAAGCAAAAGCUAUGGAAGUAGAAACUUCAAAAGAUACAGAAGAUCCAGUAAACAUUACAGAGGAACCAACCCCACUCCUCUCAAAGUCAAUGGGCAAAGAACAUAAACAGAAGAAGGGAGGGCCAGACCCUGGAGGAUCAGUAUGGGCUAGAAUUCAAAAGUUCAAUUUGAUUACAGAAGAAGCAACACCCCCAAAACUGUUCCGAAAGACACGUAGUAAAGAUCCACCCAUACUAUCAGAUACAAAAAGGGAGCAAAGACAGCAGAAGGGAUUCUUAAAACAAAGCCUUUCUUCCCCCUCUUCAGUGACUCUUGAAAAAGCUUCUGCUGCUAGGAAAGAUGCUUCACUUCCCAAUAUAAAACGUGGCCAACUGACUCCUGGAUCUAAGAAGUUUUCAAACUCUAGUGUUCCUCUUGACAAUCCUGUGGAAAAAGAAACAGAGUCUCCAACUAAGACUUCAAGUGAGACAUCAGAGCAGUCACAGUCCAUUUCACCCUGCCUUACAGAUGAAGGGGAUAAGCAGGAAGUUCCCACAUGUUCACCUACAGCCAUAAACUCAGUAUUAGAACCAUCAGUGCCUGUUCCAUUAGAUCCUACUGAUAAAGCUGAGAAACAAGAAAUGCGGCCAGCUCCAGUUGAGACUAUAAUUGAGACGUCAGACCAGUCACUACCUGUUACAUCAUGCCUAAUUGAUGAAGUAGGGCAGCAAGAAAUUCAGCCUUAUUCAUUCAUGACCACAGAGCCCAUUUCAGCAGAAUCUGUAACUGAAUCAGAGCAGCAAACAACUCAAGCUUAUUCAUCUGUAGCUCCAGAAUAUGUGUCUGACCAUUCUGUUUCAUUACAUCUUGUGGAGGAGGCAGAAAAGCAAGAAAGUCAGUCUUACUCACCCAUGACUACACAGUCUGAGUCUGAACAUUCAGUUUUAUCUGAAACAAGAAAGCAGGAUGUUGAUCCUUAUUCAUCCACCACUGCAGAAUCAGAGCUGGAUCAUGCAGUUUUAUCCCGUUCUGUGGAUGAAGUGGAGAAGCAAGAAAUUCAGUUUUAUUCACCUCUGACUACACAAUUGGAGUGUGAACCUCCAGAUGUAUCAAAUUCUUCUGAUGAAACAGAGGAGCAAGAGACCACACAGUUGGAGUCUGGACAUUUAGAGAAGCAAGUUAUUCAGCCCCAUUCCCCUGUAAUUACUCAGUCAGUCUCUGAACAUCCAUAUUUAUCAGAUUCAAUUGAGGAAGCAGAGGAGCAAAAAAUUAAGUCUUAUUCCACUACAGCUGAGCAACUGGCAUCUGAACAGUUAGAUAGAUCAUGCCCUAUCGAUGAAAUGGAAAUACAAAAAAGUCAUUUUGCUUCACAGGUAACUUCAGGGCUCUGUGAGUAUUCCAAUUUAUCUGAUUCCUGUGGCAAAGAGGAGAGAGAAGAAACUGCCCAACUAGAGUCUAAACAUUUGGAGAUGCAAAAUUCGGGAUUCCAUUCUCCUGUAACUAAGCAACGGGAACUGGAUGUUCAAAAAUUAACAUGCCUCACUGAUGAAGCAGAGGAACAAGAAACCACACAAAUGGAGUCAGAACAGCCAAAUUUAGCACAUUCCAUGAAAAAAACAGAGUAUGGAGUUAUUCAGCCAUGUUUACCUAUAGCACAGUCAAAGUUUGAACAUUUAGACUUGGGUGAAACAGAGUUAGAAGAAGUUAAACCUUAUUUACCCAAAACUACAGCAAUGGAAGAUAAGCAAGAAGUCCAAGCUGAUUUAUUGAACACAAAAUAUUUGUCAGAACAGUUAAGUGCUCAUUCUCCAAGCCUCGUUGCUGAAAGUAUUCAGCAGCAAAUGCUGCCUGGUGAGCAGGAAAUGAUAAACCUGGUUUCAGAAGAGUCAAGUACAACUAUUAAGGAAGUGGGUGAACAAAAUAUUCCGUUUAAUUCACUUGCAAAUCCUGAUACAUGGCUGGAAGAGUCCAAGUCUUAUUCGCUUGGUUUCUUUGAUGAAGAAGAGAAACAAAAUAUUCCAUCAUCUUUGCCUGACCUAGUAAGCAUGUUGGUGCAGCAGUCAAAAAUCGCUUCAGUCAGUUGUAAUGAAGAAACAAACAGACAUGAAAUGGAGCCUUAUUCAGAUGGCACGGAAGAUGUGUCAUUGGAGCAAUCAACAGGUGGUUCACCAGACCUUCUUGAUGAAAGAGCGAUGCAAAAACAUCAGCCUUCUUCAGCUGAAGUGGACAGCUUUGCUUCAGCAGAGCCAAUAUCCACUUUACUUAGCCCUUUUAUUAAAACACAGAAUCUAGAAAUGCCAUCUUAUUCUGCAGAAGCAGAAGAAACCCAAUCUUCAUCGAAUGUAGAGGAAGCAUCAAAAGAAUCUGAACAUGGUCUGCAAAGGGAAGAGGAAUUAACACACCAUAUGAAGUCUGAAGUAGAAUGCAAGUGCGCUCCAGAACUUGACAGUCAAAAAGAUAUAUUUAAUAUAAUUUCAGAAGGUUACGAAAUAUUGAAUAUUCAUGUUCCCCCAGUCAUUUCUUCCGUUGAUCAAGAAGAAAGCAAACACAUGCCUGAUAAGCUGGAAUAUUUGGAAACAAAUACCUUAUUGAAAAGACAGCUAGUUGACUAUAGUGAUGAUACAGUUGCUGGCCAUGAAGCUUCAGUAUGUGGAACAACUACAGAAAUUUCAGAAAGCUCAGUGGCUAGUGACACUGGAAGUCAAAAUAAUGAACAAAAAGAACUGGUCAAAAAUGAAGAUGCUCCGGAAGCCAUAGAAACAAAAGAGGAAAUUUCAAAAAGGAUAGAAAAUAAUAGCGAGACUGCUUUGAAUCCUAAUAACAGUAGCAUUGAUAUGGAUUAUUUUGAAAAAUAUACUCGGAUUGAUGACAGAUCUCCUACUGAGUCAUCUCCUCAGGAACUACACUCAUUUCCUGCUGGAAUGGAAAGUCCUAAGGAACCAAUGGGAGAAGCUGUCUCUUUAAAUGAAAGAUCUGAUGUUAAUACUUUGGAAGAUGGUUAUUCCCUAUUUAAUUAUCUGGAUGAAGCCUUUUAUGGAACUGUGGAAGAAGACAACAAAAUACGGUCAUGUGCAGAUGUUCAGAAAUCUUUUCCUAAGCAAAAAUCCGUUGACAUUAGCAGUAAAAAAAUUGUAAAUGUAGAAGAUGAACGAAAGUCCACAGGCACACCCUUGUUUGAUACAGAAGAAGGAGUGUUAGAACGAUCCCUGUUAUUUCCCACAUCAGUCACCAUGAUAAACCCAGAGCUUUUAGAAGAGCCACCUGCUCUCUCAUUUUUAUACAAAGACCUGUAUGAAGAAGCAGUGGGAGAAAACAUAAAAGGUAACAAUGAACCUCCUUCCGAUGAAGAAAGUAUGAAUUCUGAUGCAUCGUUUCCUAGUAGGAAUUCUGACACAGAUGAUGGAACUGGAAUAUAUUUUGAAAAAUAUAUUCUUAUAGAUGAUAUUCCAAGUAAUAUGGCUGGGUUUCAGAAGGAGCAAAUUCCAAAAGAUCAGUCUAGUAGCAAAGAUAUUUCAAGCCAAAUGACAGUUUUAGAGGACAGAAGUGAGGGUGUUUGUGAGGCAGUUGAAAAGGAACCGCAAUCUGUUCACAUUUCAGUUGAAGAGUCUGCCAAAAUGUCAGAAGGAGAAAUAGUGGAGAGAGAGACAGAUGUAUUGAGAAAAGAAGAAGCCCAGAUUGUUAGUGAUAUUAAAGCAACAAUUUGUAAACCAACCUAUGCAAUUCCUUUUGGAAGCAAACUAAAUAUUUCAGAUGCUAGAAACGAUGUUACUCAUCAAAGAAGAGAAGAAGAAAAUACAUCUGCAGAAGCUAACCAGGAACUGUCAAGUCAAACAAGUCAUCAAGAGUCCAGUCAAGUAGUAGAUUCUGAGGAAAUUGCCCAUCAAGAUGAAGCAUCUGUGCUAAAUAAAUCAAAGGAAGUAACUUACCUGACAGAUGAGCAGAAAAAGCAACAUGAAAUAACAGUUCACAAAAUGGAUAAUGAUUUACCUCAUGGCAGAACACCAGCUGAGGGGAGUAAAGGCAAUCAGUAUGUCCAAGAAAAUCUCUCCCAUCUUGAAACUCUUCAACAAACAGAGAAACUAGAGAAAGAUGGAAUAAUUUCACAUUUAGAUAAGCAACUGCAUCCCACGACAAGGGAGGCACAUGCUUUAGAGUACAAUCACCUUGAAAAUAUGAACAAAAAAAAAGUCAGAGGAGAAAAUCUAAUAGGCACAGAUGAGCUGGCACACGAGCAAAGAGGCCAAAGAAAGGUUACAGAUGGUAUAGCACAGCAUGACCUAGGAAUAGCUAAGUGUGGACUUUCAGAACCAGGAGUAAGAUCUGAUUAUGUGUUAGGUGAAUCAGACACACAGCCCUUUCCUUGCAAUCUAGAUAACGUUCAGCCCAGUUCAGGAGCAAAGCAGUGCUUUGGUGCUUAUGAAGAUCUUGCUGAAUCAAUGGAUUAUGAAGUGAUUAACCAAGAAGAAUUGCAAGAUGAAUUGUCCUCUGAAUUGGCACAUGAAGAAUUAUUAUUUGAAGACAAGGAAUCUUCUGAGCAUAUUAGUGAUAGUUAUGAAUUUGUAAACGAGGCAGAGCAAGUUACACCCACUGACCGCGAAGAUUCAGGGUUUGUGAUGAUGGAGCCUGAACAAUCAUCAGCAGACAUACCUGCAAGUGAGAGUCCACAAAAAGACAUGAAGAAGGCCCAAAUUGAUACAUAUUGCUACCAGUGCAGAUGCCCUAUUUCUGCUAUUGACAAGCUUUUUGGGCAGCAUAAAGAGCAUGAUGUGACAUCACUAGACACUGCUGCAAAUGAGAUCAAGGAUCAAUUAGAUGAAUUUUUGGUGGCAUUACAAGAAAAGUCACUGAAAAUUGAGGAAUUUGUUAGUGAGAUAGAAUCCCUAUUUAAUUCUGUUGAGGAAAACUGUAAGAAAAGUGAACGGGUUUUAGAAGAUCAAAAUGAAGACAUGGUUAAGAAAGUGACAGCGCAAUAUGACGAGAAGUUAGAGAACUUUGAGGAGGUGAAGAAGAUGAAAAUGGAAUAUCUCUAUGAACAGAUGGUUAACUUUCAACAGAUUAUUGAUGCUGCCAAGGAGGCUUUGGGUACAACUGUAAGGGAAACUGAAGAACUUGAUGAGGCUAGUUUCCUAAAUUCAUCUAAAGAAAUGAAUAAAAGGUUGCUUUCUGCCAUGGAUAAUACUCUUUCUUUAGAAAAGAUGCCCAGUGCUUUUUCACUUUUUCAACAUUAUGCUGACAGUUCAGUACGAAGUGAUCAGAAGACCUUAAACCUCGUGCCUGUUCCACAGACUCCAAAAUUAAAACCUCAGGAACCAAACUCAGCUACUAGCACAUCCGUAGCAGUCUACUGGACUGUGAAUGAAGGAGACAUUGUUGACUACUUUCAGGUCUACUGCAUGGAGGAACCUCAAGCAAACAAAGAGGGAAGUGCCUUGGUGGAAGAAUACAGAGUUACAGUGAAGGAAAGUCACUGUAUCUUGGAAGACCUUGAGCCAGAUCGUUGUUAUAGUGUAUGGGUUAUGGCUGUGAACUACACAGGAUGUAGCUUACCCAGUGACAAAUACACUUUUAAAACUGCUCCCUCAACCCCAAUAAUAAAGGCAGAGGACUGCACCGUGUGUUGGGACACAGCCACCAUCCGAUGGAGUUCAGCCAACUCGGAAGCAACAGAGUCUUUCACGCUGGAAUACUGCAGACAGUAUUCCCCUGAAGGGGAGGGUCUUAGAUCUUUCGCUGGAAUAAGAAGGCCUGAACUGAAAGUUUACCUGCAACCCAAUGUGAAUUAUUUCUUCUAUGUGAGAGCUGCCAAUUCUUUUGGGACAAGUGAACAAAGUGAAGCUGCCCUCAUUUCAACUAAAGGAACUAGAUUUCACUUUCUCAGUGACACCGUUCAUCCUGCUUUGCAAGUGUUGUCUGAUGAAAUGGUGAUAUGCCUUCCCCAGAAAACUAAAUUCAUUGGAAUUCCAUCUGUGCUGGGUGAGCUGCUGCCUGCUCGGGGCCUCCAUUACUGGGAAACCACUACCAGCGCCUGCAGUAGCUACAGGAUUGGAAUCUCUUAUAGCUCCACACCCCAAGGCAGCAUCCUGGGCCUGAGUGACUCGUCUUGGUGCAUAUAUUGCUGUUCUGCUCACACAAGUUUCAUCUAUAAAUUCUUCCACAAUGGUAUAAUGAGUACCGUUCAUGUGACAGAACCACCAACCAGGGUUGGCAUUCUGCUGGAUUAUGAUGUUGGGAGACUUUUAUUCUUCAAUGCAGAGAGAGGACUUGUGCUGUUCUCCAUCAGGCACAAAUUUACCGAGGAUGCUCACCCUGCCUUUGUUCUGGAAAAGGCUGGAGUACUUAAUGUACACACUGGAAUGGAGCUGCCAGGGUUUGUGGAGCACAGCUAACCACUUGUUUUCAAACUGCCUGGAACACAAACAAUUAUUAGAUUUGGGGAGAGAGAGGGAGGGAAGAAAGGACAGGACCAGGUUGAGGGAUUUCUGUUUUUCUCUUAAUGAUAUUGUGCACACUUUCCUAUACUUCCCAUACUUGUAGUUAGCACUUGUAUACACAAAUGCCAUGACCACAAGAGUAUAAACUUCCUUUUGUGUAGUGUGUCAUUUGUAAUAUGAAUUGAGUCAUUUCAGGGAAAAAAAAAAGAUUAGUAUUAAACUUGAACAAUAGGGGUGGAGAGAAGUAAAUUCAGAAACAGGACCUACAGUCAUUACUAAACAGAAAAUAAUCAUGGUACUAGCUGAAUACUUUUAAGCCAGUGAUGGUCGUCUUUAUGAAAUAAGUGUGUCACUGAAAUGUCAAGUGACUUUUCAGCAAAAUGACAGCAACUGAACAUUUCUCAGGAAAUAAUAACUAAAAUCCAAGGCAAAUCAUUUCAAGACUUUGAAACUAUUUUUACAGUGGAAACGUUUAAUGGGUUAAUGCAUCUUGUGCUGAUAAAGGGAUAUUUCCCUUCAAAUAUUGAAACCAAGAAAAUGUUGAUUUUUAGCCAUUUGCAUUUCUGCUGAAUAGGUGGAAAACUGAAAAAUAACACAUAAUAUAAAUAGUGGGAUAAGAAGGCAAAGAGGUGUUUUAAUUUGGCCAAGCCAGCACAGUAAGGGAAGUAGAUAAACUCAGGUUUCCCUUGAUCAGUUUAGGUCAGAGAACUGUGUUUCAAUUCACUUUACAAAUUAUUGGGUGGCUUCUUCCACUGCUACUCCAGUGGCCAUAUUCAUUAGUGAUGGUGCCAGUGAAGCCACGGGAAUAUCAGGCAUGGAUUCACGUGAAGGGAGAGUAAGCAAUGUUGCCUACCCUUCUGGUUUCUACUGAAGGUGGCGUGUGUUUCCUCUAACAGGCUCCCUCCUGAUCUCAGUUAAACUACUAUGUCCUCCCUGGAAUUAGUGGAGUUCCACAUGUCUGAGAGGGGUUGCUUUUAAAGCUAGUAUUUAAAUGAAUUACAAUUAAGGCUUCUGCUUUUCCUGGUCACAGUAGGUAGUCUGCUACUGUUGUUUAAUUUGUUUAUCAUUUUAACAGCACUAUGCUAGAUGUUUCAGACCACCCUAGCGACACAUGCUUCAUGUCCCAGAGCCUUUAUUUUCUGCUUUUAGGAUAGACAUGAGUAGAGGUAACAAAUAAUAAGGGCUGAAUGGUACAAGGAAGGGUGAAGUGGGAUACUAAGAGCAAACAGUCAUAUAAUUUAAGCCUAUGCAUCUCUUUAUAGUUAAAAUACCUUACUUUUCUUUUAUUAUUAAAAAAAAGACUAGUACUGACUCAUUGAGGAUUGAAACUGAAGGAGGUCCAUAGGUUGUAUUGGCUUGAGGAAAAGAAUAUUUAAUGAGUAUAUGGGGGAUAGUGAGAAAAAGGCCUGGGAUGGUUUCAAGAGAAACCAUCAUUAAAGGGGCAUUAAAGAUAGGUUUAUUGUCAGAGCUGGAGAGGAGGAGGCUGAAGGCAGUUGGGUAUACUAUGGUACCGAAUCCUAAAUAGGGUAAGCGGUGGCAGGCUAAGAGGCUAGGUCAGAGAUGAGGCAGUGUGCAUCCCUAAAUCUCCCAGAAUUUCCAUGAUUCCACUGGAGGUUUGAACACAUGCAGAAAGCAGGGCUGGGCUUGAAACUGAAUCUAAGAAUCCCAGUUCUGGUAGUUUUUCCCAGUUUCUGGUGUCUCCAUUGUCCUAGUCUAUUUGCUGGUGCCUGCCUGCUGGUCGUCUGUGUGAAACUGCCUGCUGGUACCCAGUGUGGAACCAACUGAUUGACACUAACAGACUGUAUGGCCAAGCAGGCACUGGGAAUUGAGAUGAACUAGGAUGACAUGAACAUAUAUGUAUGGCUUUUUCAUCAGAGACUAAAACUUCCAGUAAGUUUGGUUUGUUUCCCAGGAAUAUUUAUGAGGAAAUAGUGGAUUAAAAUGGAAAGCCAAAGCCAAAAAAACCAUACAUUGUUAUACAGCUAGUUUUAUGUAAGUGCUUUUUAGACAAAUAUACCUCGUACAGAAAUAUUUCUGUUUCUGCAGGAGAACUACUACCGGAUAGUGCUUUGCUGACAUUUUUACAUAUACUUCUUUAAUGGUCAGCUUGAUCUCAGAUGCACACUUGCAUAAUACCAAGAAAUGGAAUGUAUUUAUAGGGCUUGAUACGUUUUCUGCCCAAAAUGUUUACCGCAUCAGAGUUUUGCCUCCUUUUUUCUGAAAAGCUGUACCUUUCAAAGGUCCCAGAGAGUGGCCUGAGGUUGACCCUGAGUGGUGUUUAGCUCUGUACUUUUAUUCUUGGUAUGCUCCUGUUGGAAAAAAGAAGAUCUGGAGCAUUUUUCCAGGGUAACAUAUUCCAAAACAUUUCUGUAAUAAUCAACCCAGAUGAUCCCAUUGCAUUCAUAGUAUAUCCAGAGCUGUCUGCUUGCCUCAGCCUUUAUAUAUAAAAUACAGUGUAAACAAUAGCUUUUUAAGCUGUGACUCUUCUUGGUAGAUAUGGGGCCAAAUUCUGCUUGAGUUAAAUCCGUUUAUACAAGAGCAGAAUUUAGCCGUAUGGAGUCAUAAAUUAAUAAAGUCUUUAUGCUCACCCACAUACUUGAUGAAAUCCCAACUUUACUGUAAUCAAUGACAGAACUCUGUUGACUUCACUGGGGCCAGAAUUUCACCAGUCUCCAUUUUUUUUUCUGUGACAGGUCUGAAUAAACGUAAUUCACUAAGGAAUUAAGUAUAAAGUGGUACAAAUCGGUAUUAUAAAAAUAUGUGAAAAAUAAUAUAUUUAUAAAAUUGUUUCAAAACAGUGUGUGACAGAAUAGUAAAUAUAUAUUGGAAAGGAGAAAUAGUGAAAAGUAUAUUUCAUUAAAAUAUAUUUUAAUUUGGCUUAUAUACAUUUUUCUUUGCAUCAGUCAGGAAAUAUCUAUGACAAGCAAGGAACAAAGUGUAUAUAUUUACUGCUCAUAUGGAUUUUGGAUAAGCUAUGAGGAGCUGAUCAGUUCAAAGGAUAUAUUUCUAAUGUAACACCAACAAUAGCAUAAGUAAGGUGAGGGCAGACAAGCUCCAUAUAUAGAAGUAGCUGUUAAACAGUAUCCUGAUACAUGGAUAUGACAAUCCUCAAAACCUUGAUUUGGUACAUUUCAUAGCAAAAAGUCAGAAGGACUGUAUUUUGUAUUUAAACUUACAUUAAAACAGUAAAAGCUCAGUUCUGCUCUUUGUUAAAAAAAACAAAAAUAGUACAGGAGAAGUCUUUCUGCACUUUUAAAGGCAGCAGAGUUUACACCAUUCAUUGCUCUGUCAGGUGUUUUUUUGGAUUCAGUCUCUACUUCUCACAGUUGGCAAUACUUUGUCCCUCCUCUAUGCUGAUAGGUUUUGAGUUAUAUAUCUUGUUUUCCAUAUGCUUUGGUCUGGCUCUGCAAGCUAGACUGAACUUCCUAGACACUCCCAUCAUUUAAUUUAGACCAGAUUAGAAAUUCAGAUUGCUGUUCAGAGACCUAACUGGGCCAUUCUGUGCCUUGGGCAGCAGUGGCGCACAGGGCACCAGCUGCAGCCAGACUAGUAGUACAGGCCAGGCCAGCAGCCUGGUGUCUGGUAUCUUUUGUGCCCCCCUCAAGUUGGUGCCCAGGGCUAGUGCUCCACUCACCUCCCCUUUCUUAUGGUACUGUUGGUGUUACAUUUGAAAUUUAUCAUUUGAACUACUCAGCUCCUCAUAGCUUAUCCAAAAUCCACAUGAGCAGUAAAUAUAUACACUUUGUCAUUAUAUAUAUAUACUAGCCAAUUGCCUGUCAAGAAUGAUGGGGGAAGGGGGAGAGAGCUUCGGGACAGAUCUGGGGCCAUUCACAGCCCCCACUCCUCUGCUUCGGGCCAGGGCCAGGGCGUUCCCCACGCCCGCCACUUUGGGCUGGGGCCAGGGCUGCUCCUCAGCUCCCCCUGCCACUUUGGGUCGGGGCCAGGGCCAUUCCCCACCUCCCUCCUGCUGCUUUGGGCUGGGGCUGGGGCCGGGGCUGGGGCCAGGGCCAUUUCCCCCCGCCCCCCACCACUUUGAACUGGGGUCAGGGCCACUCUGCACAACUGCUUGCAGCCAGGGCCAGGGCUGUUCCCAUUCCCGCCCUCUCCCCGCCCCACUGUUUUGGGUCAGGGUUGGGGCCAGGGCUGUUUCCCCCCUCCCCCCUGCUGCUUUGGGCCAGAGCCAGGGCCAGGGCCUGUGACUGCGUCGGCAUCCCCAGUGGCAGUGGGGUGCAGCCACCAGUAACCCCCACUCCCCUUCCUGCUCCUCUCCCUCCUCUGUUCCCCGCCACCUCCCCUCUCUUCUGGCUAUUGUGCGGGGGGGAGAGGGCUCCAGGCCCUGGCUCCAAGAAGCAGAUUGGGGGGGGGGGCAAGGCCAGUGCUGCUGGCCUCACCCCUCCACUCCAUCACCUCCCUUAUGGCAGCACUUCAGUCCCCAGCAUCCCCUCUGCCUCCAAGGAGCAGGGAAGGGUGGUGAGGCCAACUCCGCUGGCUUCGCCCCUCUCCCUUCUGGCCCCUCAGUCCCCACUGUCAUGGUGGUGCUCCGCUGUCUGCCCCUGUCUGUGUAAUGCACUCUGAUUGGCUGCCAAGACAGCCAAUCAGAGCAUGAAUAAAGCAUUACGGACAGACAAACAGACGUAGGCUUUUAUAAUAUUAGAAUAUAUCACUACUAAUCGCAGAGCUACACACACACACCUAUAUACCACUCCCAUCCAAAAAACCCCAAGAACCUAGUGCUUAUUAUAGUGCUAACAUACUUGAUUCUUUCAUUUAGUGAUACAUUAUAAUAGUGUGAAUUAUUUUGAUGCAUAAAGAUGAUAGUUUGGCUCAUAAAAGCUAAGACAUUUAUACAAAUGCUAAUAAGUUUAUGUAAUCUGUGUACACAGUCUGUUUAUCAUUCCAUACUUAUAUUUGCACAGGUGCACUUAAGAGUUAGGACAAAGCAGCAAUAAAAUAAUUAGGGAGGCUGAAAAUAUCACAGGGUAUAUUUUUGUCUUGAGGUGUGAGGAUCUGCAACUUCAGCUGCUAAUGGCACUAAUUAAUAUUUAGCUGGAUCCAAAACCCAUUGAAUUCAACAGAAAGACUUCUAUUAGCCUCAGUGGGUUUUGGAUUAGGCUCAUAAAUCCUUGUAUGCUGAAGUGAGAAUAUAUGCAUGUCUAUAAGAAAGGAUCAUUAAUUUCUACUGUCAAAACACUGCUGAACUGGAAUUUUACUAGUAUAGAUAGUAUUGAUCUGCAAAUCUCACUUAGACCUUUUUGUUCCAGAAAAAAAGCUUAAUGCUUCAGUUCAGUGUCAGCUUGUAAUAGUAUAUAGUUAGUGGGAUCUGCCAUUAUGUGUGUAUACUGCAGAACAUGUUGGGGGGUGGGGUGUAUGUGUAUAACUUGCCUUUUCCAGCCAGCACUUUUUAAAGAAAAACAUCAUUUAAGUUUACAUUUCAUGGUAAACUUAAAUUUCUAGUGAGACUUUACAUUGGAGAUAUAGAAUUGAAGCAGCAAAACAAAACAAAAAUACCCUUUAAUGAUUAUUGGAUAUGAUAAUGGUAUCAGUCACCAAACCUGUUACACAACAGGUAACAGGAAAACAACAAAGUACAUCCCUAAUAGGCUGAUGCUAAAUCCACAUUAUAUGAUACUUUCUGUGGUAUAUAAGUGAGCUAUACAUUGUUAUCGUAGAAUCAGCAUGUGUUUUAAAAAUAUACAAGCAUGAAUUUCAGAUUAAUGUGAAGUUAUAUCCAUUUGGAAUUUCCCCUUCCAAAAUUGUUAACAAAUUGGAACUUCAGACAAAUUAAUUUGGCUUUUAAAACCAGUAAUAUUUAAUAUCACAGAUUCCUCUCUUUUGAUAUCCAAAAGAAUCUGGAUACAGGAAUUCCUGUUGAUCUGCGGAGGAGCUAAGUGUUAUCAGAUUGUUUACAUAACCUGUAAGGAGAAGUAAUAGCCCCCGUCUGUCUUUAACUGUGUUGUGCCAAAGGGUCUGUAAAAUUUCAGUGUAAAAACAGGAGUAUUUUUGCCAUGUUCUGCAAAGUGGAAGGUAUGAUCAGGAGCAUGACCUCCGCCCAAACAGAAGAACUGUUGCAAAGUAUUAUGUCUUCGGGUAAAAAUGUUUAAUAUAAAGUAUGGUUCUCCUCUGAAAACAUCCAUUGAAGACCAGGGCAUUGCAUAGACUAAGUUAGGGCCAUGAUAUGCCCUGCAAAGCCUCUGCUUCAGGUGUUAUACCCUGGGAAAAUAAAGGAGCUCAUAUGACUUUCAGGCCUUUGUUGCAUUUGCGAGGCUGAUAAUGAGGAAAAUCAAUUUUUCACUUGUAAGCAAAGCAUAUUUUAUCUAGUCCAAUCUUAUGAGGUGGGAGGAACCCUCCUGCAAGAUAUUUUGCAGGCCCUGAUUAUAAGACAUGGUGUCUACACAUUCAUUAAUGUGCUUUAGUUAAUGCACAUUAAAUCUAGUACGUCCAUUGUGAGGGUAUGUCUACAUGUUCAGUAAUAUGCUUUAGGUAAUGUGCG
Messenger RNA from Alligator sinensis (Chinese alligator), 13521 nucleotides. RefSeq names its product cardiomyopathy associated 5 (gene CMYA5). Lineage: Eukaryota; Metazoa; Chordata; Crocodylia; Alligatoridae. The coding region runs from base 297 to 6986 and encodes 2229 amino acids. Gene Ontology annotation, molecular function: protein binding. The record is from RefSeq and is a predicted model, not a curated record. The transcript has 14 exons.